AUGGACAUAGACAUUCCUGAAGCGGCGGCCGCUCAGCCGCGGGCAACGCUGGAAGCGGAGCUGGCUUCGGUAUUUGAGGCUUUGCUAAAAGACGAGAACAGUGCGCAAGAGGUUGUCUCAAACAUAUACUUUUCAUGCCUCGGAAGGGUGGAAGCUCUCAGGGCGGAGGCGGCCAACCAGCUCCAUCGCCCAGCCCGCCACAUGGCCCUCAAAGCACUAGCUGAGGAGAUGGAGGCCCAGGCCGCCACGUGGCAGCUGCUAUUUUGCCUCUACUGCGAUCCGAACCCCCCCGCGGGUUUGGGCGGCUCCUCCGUGAUUGGAGUGGAGGACAGGGCGCUGUACCGGCAACGUCUGGCGGACCGGGUGGAAAAGGAGCCAGAGCUGGCCAGGUGUGCGCGAGUAGUGGCCUGGCUGGAAUCUCUGGCCCGAGAUGCCCUGAAGCGACAAGGCAUGGUGGCCUUUGCUCCAGGGGAGGGCCUGUGGCACGAGACCAAGACGGAGAUGAGGACCCGGGCAGGCGCCAUGGUUUCGGAGCUGGACCCCGAUGCCCCUGGCCGCACGGGCAAGCCCCUGCACCCGAGCAACGCCAGAUCGCAGGAGCGCAUCCUGGCUCGUGUGUGGCAGUGGAUGCGAGGAGGCAACCUGGUGGAAGGGGGGGACCUGUGUCGACAAGUGGGUCAGCCCUGGCGCGCGGCGGCGCUGGGCGGCGGGGGACUGUACGGCGCUGUGCCGGUUGGUAUCGUUGCCGAGGAGUACGACGCUGGGACGAGCUCAAAUGUGCAGGCGCUCCAAGCGGAAGAGCUGGCGGACGAGGUGGCAAACGGCUCGGGGACGUUGCUGGCGUUAUGGCGCUGGGCCGCACAACAAGCCGCAGCGGCACCCCCGGGGGACAAGUUUGAGCGGGCGGUGUUCGGGGCCCUGGGCGGCAGUACGGCUGCGGCGGCGCCUGCGUGCUCCAGCUGGGUGGAUUUUGCCUGGGUGUACUGCAGGUCCUGGUUGGAGACACAGACCCUCCGUCUGGUGCCCCGGCAGCCCCAGUCGGCGGGAGAUCUGGUGGCCGGGGACGCGGUGACAGCGGCUCUGGUGCGCUGCGGCGUCGCGCCAGCGGCGGCACAGCGCAGCGUCGAGGGCGCUAUGUCUGUGGUGAUGGGCAGCGCCGCCGGUGCCGGCGCCUCAACGGCGGCACCGGCAGCGGCGGCGCUGCUUGACGGCGACACGGGGCCAUCGUCGCGUGGUUUUGGCCAGUUUUUUGCUCAGCACGUAAUGUCACCGGCGGCUUUGGUGAACUCCGGACCGGUUGCCGUACAAGCCCUACGACAGUUGCAGGGUUUGCUCGUCCAGGGCGACAUUUAUGAGUUGGCGAGCCAUUUGUUUGCCACGCUUGUGGAUCGCCACAGCGGUGACGGAGCCGCCGCCAAUGCUUUUGGCGACGCUGACGGCAGUGCUGCGGAUGUUGGCGGCGGUCUUGUCGCCGCCUCCGCCAACCCUGAGCGCAGCCGGCGGACUUGCGUGCUCGCUGCCCACAUGCUGCUAGCGCUGGAGGGUCUUGGUGCACUGAUUCGCAAGUUGGACGUGGAUCCCAACUUCCUGGAGGCGCAAACUACCUUUGACCUGGCGCAGCGGCUGUUGGGUUUCUACACGGGCAUGUUGUUGGAGCAGGACCAGCUUAGCCUGGUGCCGCUGUACUUGUGUGUACUGCAACAGGGGCUGAGAUCCAGUAUGUGUAAGGAGCUGCUGGAGCUGCACACCAGGAGGCUGACGGGGGUUGACACCGUUCCAUCCGACGGCUCCGACCAGGUGCUCGACUCCCUGGCCCGUGCUGACAGGGAGUGUUAUGAGGCCCUUGUGGCACUGGAUUACUGGUUUCGGCGCUGCGUGGAGCGGCAACAGAAGCCGCUGGAGGAGAGGUCCAGCUUCCUGGAGACAGAUAUCCGGAAGGACGAGCUCCGGGUACAGUUGGCAACUUUCACUUUCGCCAGUCGCCAUAAUCGCGAGUACGGCCCACACCAGCGGGCUCGAGUGGCGCGUUGGCUGGCGCUGCCCCACAUCAUCGCCGCGGAGGCGGUGGCAGAGGAAGCUGCUGAGCUGGGGGCCGAGGUCGGCGAUGAAGCUGACGGCGCGACAGACGCGGCCGCGAUGACCGCGGCGGCGGCGGCGCGCCUGGAUCCGUGGUCGUAUUACGACGUCUUGGAAUUCGCAAACUGCCUCUGCUGCGAAUUCUCACUGGGUGAUAAUGUGACGGCGGCUGCAGGGCAUCGGCUUUUUGAUGAGGUGCUGCCAGAGGGCGACGGCCCCGUAUACCUCUUUGACCAGGACAGCAACGGCCAACAGCAGCAGGAGCAGGAGGGGAUGGGUAUGUACGGCUCGGAUCCGGGUGUCAUUGAAGCCCGGAGGGACUUGGCGGCUCAGCUCCGAGACCGCGCUGCUGAGGUGGCGCAAUGGCGGUUGUACUACCAUCUGGAUGCCAAGCUAGCGGCGUGGUCGGCACGGCACGAGGAGUACGAGCAGGCGCAGGCGACGGCGGUGCGGCGGCAUGACGAGGCUCAGGAGGUGGAUGAGGAUGCUGAGUUGGCGGGAGCGGCGGAGGAGCUUUUGCAGGAGGGCGUGGAGCUGCUACAUGACUUUCUGAUGCACCUGCUCCAGACAGGUUGGCAGCAGGAGCUCUCCACCUUUGAGAAGGCCUUGGCGCUCUCCGCCGCCUCGGCCGCUGAUGGUCUCAUGCUCAUGCGAGUCACCCUGACGGUGACAUGUCCCCCCGGGUCAGUGUCGGCACCGGUAGGCAGCCGGGGGGAAAACGAAUGGGGGCAGCCCACGGCGCCAUACCCAGAGCUCCAGGGCGCUGCGUUGUUGGAGUUCCGGCAAGCCCUGGAUAGCGGAUUGCGGCGGGCGGCUGCUGAGCGGCAAGUGGAGGUGGAGGUGGCCGAGGAGACGGGGCCGCAGGGGCACGGCCAUGUGAAGCUGAGCCUUGCAGUGCCAGCGGAGGCGAGGCAAUGGGAUGCAUUGGUGGGCCUUGUGUGUGGUGUGGUGCGGGGCGACCUGGACGGCGUUCCUCCGCUGCUGCUUGUGAGCUUGGAAGCGGACCGAGCCACUAGUCUGGCGGUAUGCAGGCGCUGCUGCCUCGGCCAGGUUGUCAUGCGCUGUGCCGGCCUGAGAGUAUCGCUGGUUGGGCUGGGAGCGGAUGCUGAGUCUCCGCAGGCUGGCUCGCAGCUGGUGCUUUUGCUGGGAGUGCCGGAUGAGGCUUCCGGGAUGGGCAUGGAGUCGGGGCUGCUGGAGCUCUUGAGCCCGUCACAGUUGGCUAACGUCCUGGCGGUGGAGUCGGUUACACAGGUUCUGCACAUGCGGAACCUGGAGCGGUACAGGCAGCGGGAGGAGGAGAUGCUUCGGUAG
Messenger RNA from Volvox carteri f. nagariensis, 3387 nucleotides. RefSeq lists its product as uncharacterized. Lineage: Eukaryota; Viridiplantae; Chlorophyta; Chlorophyceae; Chlamydomonadales; Volvocaceae. Gene Ontology annotation, cellular component: nuclear pore outer ring; nuclear pore. Gene Ontology annotation, biological process: post-transcriptional tethering of RNA polymerase II gene DNA at nuclear periphery; mRNA export from nucleus; protein import into nucleus. Gene Ontology annotation, molecular function: structural constituent of nuclear pore. The record is from RefSeq and is a predicted model, not a curated record. The transcript has 15 exons. The coding region runs from base 1 to 3387 and encodes 1128 amino acids.